GAAAAAAAACACAUCUAUAAAUAUCUACUUAUCUCACAUGCCUAUCUAAACAUACAUCUGCCAGGAAACAAGUCUUAAAAAAAAAAAGAAAAAAAAAAAAAAAGAAAAAAAAAAAAAAAAAAAAAAAAGAUGGCCACUUCUCUCUUCAACAAAUCCAACCCCAGUGUCUGACUCUCUCUAACCUUCUCUCUCCGUCUCUCCGUCUCUCUCCCGCAGCGAGAUCUCGUCGGCCAACUUUCGAGCCCGUGAGAAGCAGAUCAUCGACGAAAUCAUCGGCCCCGAAAACUACGACAAGCGCAUCAGGCCGGCGGGGACCAAUGACACAGGACCCGCUAUCGUCCGCAUUAACAUCAUGAUUAGGAAUGUGGAGACGAUAUCUGACGUCAAGAUGGAAUACAGCAUACAGAUCUAUUUCCGAGAACAAUGGAAGGAUCAUCGUCUAACCUUCAACAAUAUGGGAGGACGUAUCAAGUACCUGACGCUGACAGAGGCUGACAUGGUGUGGAUGCCUGACUUGUUCUUCAAGAACGAGAAGGAGGGACACUUCCACAAGAUUAUCCUUCCUAAUUUCUACAUCCGAAUCUAUCCCGACGGCGGAGUCCUCUACAGUAUCCGAAUCUCGCUGACGUUAUCUUGCCCGAUGGACUUGAAGCUGUUCCCUCUCGAUCGUCAGCAGUGUCAGCUCCUUAUGGCUUCUUACGGAUGGACGACCGAGGACCUGGUGUUCCUGUGGAAGGACGUGGAGCCUGUACAGGUCACGAAGAACCUGCACCUACCACGCUUCACCUUGGAGAAGUUCAUCACGGACUACUGUAACAGCAAGACGAACACCGGUGAAUACUCGUGCCUGCUGGUGGCGCUCAUCUUCAAGAGGGAAUUUUCAUACUACCUGAUCCAGUACUACAUCCCUUGCUGUAUGUUGGUGAUCGUGUCAUGGGUGUCCUUCUGGCUGGACCAAAACGCCGUGCCCGCCCGCGUGUCCCUCGGCGUGACCACGCUGCUCACCAUGUCGACGCAGACCUCCUCCAUCAACCAGUCGCUCCCGCCCGUGUCCUACACCAAGGCCAUCGACGUGUGGACGGGCGUGUGCCUCACAUUCGUGUUCGGCGCGCUGCUGGAGUUCGCCCUCGUCAACUACGCCUCGAGGUCCGACAAGCACCGCGAGAAGCUGAAGGAGAAGCUGAAGGAGCAAAAGAAGCAGUGGGAGGUAGAACACGCGGCCGCCCUCGAGGCUGUCAUGGCGGAGCAGGCGGAGGACGGUCACUCGGCUUUCGCCAUGCCGGCGUCUCCACCGCGCCCUCGAAGCUUGCUGGAGCUCCUUAUCUCAAAGACGAAGCCCCUCGUCUCCCGGCACAACGGCGGAAUGGGCGGCGAGAAGACGCGCCCGUGUGAGAUCCACCUGCAGGCGCCUCGCAAGAACUGCUGUCGCUCCUGGCUGUCCAAGUUCCCCACAAGGAGUAAGCGCAUCGACGUCAUUUCCCGUAUCACUUUCCCGCUGGUGUUUGCCUUCUUCAACAUGGCCUAUUGGAGUACGUAUCUCUUCACGGAGGAAGAGGAGGACAACCCCAAAUAGAUGAGAAGAUGCAACCGGAAGCCUUCACAAGGUCUGUGGCUUCAAAUUACGGCACUGAUCGAUUGGAAAGGUCCGCCAAUAAAGGGAGAAAAAAAACUUUGAAGAGUGAGUGAAACGGUUUUCCGAAAAACAUAGAAAUUAAGAGAGAAAAGAAUGUGGAAAGAGAUCUUUUGGGAUUUCUUUGUGAAAACAACAAGGGACUUCAAGGGCAUUUACAAGACUUGUGGCUAAGAAUUAUGUUCAUGACAUCAUGACAUGUGAUAUGCAAGGACACUUGUAACUUGACUCUGCAUAACGAUUACCGGAAACUAUAGCAUAAUUAUUCAUACAAGCAUAAUAUCCUGAUUACAGAGCAUAAUGUUGCACAAAAAAUAACAUAAUAAGGGUAUGAAAAGGAUAAUGUUAACGACAUAAAGACAGAUCUGAAGCAUAUUAAUCUGUUGGAAUAAUCAUAAAAUCAUUAAUAUAUACAUAACCAUGUAACAUAAGAAAGGCAACAUAAGAUAUCAUAAGCAGAGUGGAAUCGAAAAAAAAAGAAAGAAAAAGAAAUGCAAUUGAAAUGUAACAAUGAUAACGUAUCAACAUGCAAGACUGUUCAUGAAGUGUCAGAGUCAAGCAUCAACGUGUUUAUGACAAGUGAAACGAAAGCGAAAACAUCAAUUUCGGGUACGAAGAAGAAGAAGAAUGAAAAAUAAAACACUAAAGCAGGGAAUGGGUCUGCAACAACAACAUUUGAAAUAUUAGACGAAAUGAAUGAUAAACAGAGUAAGGAUGCAUAUAAACAAGAUGAAAUUUAGACCAUUUUUUGCGGAACAUGUAGAAGGACAGAUAAUGAUUUUUAUUAACUGUUGUGAUUACAUGUUGUUAGAAUUAACUGACAUACUGAAGGCAAUAAACGUCUACAGAUAUAGACAGUAGUGAGCAGUGCCAAGUGUGUUAUGUGUACUACUGUACUUUAUACAUAGUGUAAUAUAAAUAAACAUGAAGUAUGUUUGUAUAUAUGAAUAGAUAUAUGCAUAUAUGUAUGUUUGUGUUGU
Molecule: messenger RNA, 2610 nt
Organism: Penaeus chinensis
Lineage: Eukaryota; Metazoa; Arthropoda; Malacostraca; Decapoda; Penaeidae
Product: glutamate-gated chloride channel-like
Exons: 11
Coding region: 353-1573 (406 amino acids)
Biological process (GO): chloride transmembrane transport; signal transduction; nervous system process
Cellular component (GO): neuron projection; membrane; synapse
Molecular function (GO): chloride channel activity; transmembrane signaling receptor activity; neurotransmitter receptor activity
Source: RefSeq, a predicted model, not a curated record